AAGAAGGGGAGAGGGAAGGAGAGAGAGAGUGAUUCCAGGUCUCUCUCCGCUGCUCUCUCCACUUUGGGUACUCGUACCCAAUCUGACUCAAUGGGGUUUUAGCACUAAGGAGUUAAACGCUCAAAUUAAAUAUAUUUAUUAACCCCAUACCCCCUUUUUAGUGUGUAGGGUUUAUAUAUUAACACAUAUUUCUGGUAACCCAUCAAGGAAAGUCUCCUGGAGAGAGGUGAAGACGUCUCCAGAGGCGUGACUUUUUGUCUGCUGCCUCAUAGAAGGUUCRGUCGGGCUCCCCUCCACGGCUGGCUUUCUGUGACAGGAUAACACCACCCAGAUCCUCCAGUUACUGCUCCACAAGGCCGGCAAAAACUACUGCAAAACUAUGGAUAUUCGAGAUUGUCCCUUCCGGAAGAAACGGAGACCUUGGCGCAUGGAUUUCUCUUCCUUUGUGCUGGUUUCCGUGGCGCUCGUCUUGUGCCAAACGACUUCGGCUCGUGCAGAUCCAGUGGAUGUGCUGCGAGCUCUGCAAGUUCCCUCUCUCCCUGAAGGUGUGAAGAAAGUCCCAGGCUUUUGCACGUCCCGUCGUUCCGGCAGCCCUGAUCAUGCUUACCGUAUCACCAAGAAGGCCCAGAUCUCUGCCCCCACCAAGCAGCUCUUCUCAGGUCGUUUCCCAGAGAACUUCUCCAUCAUGACCCUGAUCAAGCCCCAGGCUGGUCUCCAAGCCUUCCUCCUCUCCAUCUACAGCGAGCAGGGCAUCCAGCAACUGGGCCUUGAACUGGGUCGCUCGCCUGUUUUUCUGUACGAGGACCAGAACGGCAAGCCAGCUCCUGAGGACUACCCACUWUUCAAAGGCAUCAACCUGGCUGAUGGCAAGUGGCAUCGCAUCGCUUUCUCCGUUUCCAAGAAAAAUGUGACCCUGCUGCUGGACUGCAAGAAGAAGAUGACCCGUCCUCUGCCCCGAGGCAAUAACGCUGUGGUUGACACCAACGGCAUUACAGUGUUUGGAGCUCGUCUGCUUGAUGAGGAGGUUUUCCAGGGAGACAUCCAGCAGCUGUUAAUUGCCUCCAACCCUCAGGCUGCCUACGACUUCUGUGAACAUUACAGCCCUGACUGUGACUCCCCUCUGCCCAAGACCCAGGCUCAGGACCCCAACACAUACAAGAAGGUACUUAAUGGAAAAGCAGCUCCUACUAAAUCCACUCUUAUCAAAGCUAAACCCACUCCUGCUAAAUCAGCCAAGACUGGACCAUACAAACUGGUUGUCAAGCCACCCAUGCCCACCAAGRCUCUCAAGUCUGCAGCCAAGCCAUCCAAAGCAAAACCCACUGCAGCAGAAAUCCUUUUGUCUAAGAUCAAACCAACAGCAGCGGCAAAAUCCAAACCCACAACUGCUCCAGCUAAGAAUGGCAAGAAACCGAAUGGUGCAGCUAACAACAAUGGCAAGACUGUACCUGAAAAGAAAGUUAAUGGAAAUGGAAAAUCCUCAGCAGAGAAGAAAGCCAAUGGAAAUGGCAAAGCCACUGUUGAGUCCAAGGUGAAUGGAAAUGGCAGUGGUAAAACUACAACAGAGAAAAAAGCCAAUGGAAAUGGCAAAACUACCACUGAAGUUAAUAUCAAAACUGAGAAUAAAGUCAAUGGUGCAGCUAAAGCAAAUGGCAAUAAAGAGGCUGGAAAUAAAGUMAAAACUAAAACCACUACAAAGAAUGCGGAUAGUGCGACUAAGUCUCCUGUAGGAGUUAAUAAAGCACCUAAAUCCACCAAGUCAUCAAAACCAGAACCUACAAAAAUUACAAAAGCUGCUGCCACCAAAGCUCCGGUAGCAAAAGCCCAUGGGAAAGCCGAGUUCAAAGAGAUGACUACAACUAAAACUGUGGUCAAGAAAAUUCCUCUGGCCAAACCAACAACCAAAAAGGUUCCCCCUCCAACAAAAGUAGCUCCGACACAUGUCCCCGUCCAGCCCACUCCGCCCAGGUCCACAAAACCCAAAGUACCAGACACAAAUGUUAAAUCCAAACACAAACCUUUCCCACCAUUUGGCAAGACUCAACUCAGUGGAACUGCAGUCCCAGCUAAGAGGACCAACGGUUUUCAACAGGAUGUAGACACUGAAAAUUCUGAGGCUGGCCACACCCCUACAGAGACCGAUUAUUACUAUGAGGAGAUGGUCCCACAGCCAGAUGGUGAGGUGAUUGGACAAGAAGAGGUACCUGUGCAGCCCCAAGUGGAACCAGCCUUGGCAGGGGAGGAGGUAGAUGCCACCAAAGCAGGCGGUGUGCACGAAGAAGUCUUCACUGAGGAGUAUGUGACUGGAGACAUGGGCCUUAAGGAGUACGACUAUGCCUACAAGGACUACAGUGACCCCUUACCAGAGACCGGGGAGAUCGAUGCCUACAUGGGGCCCGCCUUGUCCGCUGUGACGGACGAGGGAGGCGCCACUGUUAGCGGUCAGAAAGGAGAAAAAGGAGAACCUGCUGUUUUAGAGCCUGGAAUGCUGAUCGAAGGUCCUCCAGGGCCUGAAGGACCUUCUGGGCCUUCCGGACCUCCUGGCUCUUCAGGACCUCCAGGUUCUGUUGGUGACCCUGGAGAGAGGGGUCCUCCUGGUAGAGCUGGUCUUCCUGGGGCUGAUGGAGUUCCUGGACCUCCUGGAACCUCAGUCAUGCUGCCCUUCCGUUUUGGUCAGAGUGGAGGCGAUAAGGGUCCUGUUGUUUCUGCWCAGGAAGCUCAGGCAGCAGCCAUCUUGUCUCAGGCUAGGAUGGCUCUGAAAGGACCUCCUGGACCAAUGGGAUUUACUGGACGCCCUGGACCCAUGGGAGGUCCAGGAAGUUCUGGUUUAAAGGGAGAAAGUGGAGACCCUGGUCCUCAGGGCCCCAGAGGACAACAGGGUGUGAUGGGUCCUCCAGGAAAAUCAGGAAGAAGAGGUCGUGCUGGUGCUGACGGUGCCAGAGGAAUGCCAGGAGAGACUGGAGCCAAGGGUGAUCGAGGCUUUGAUGGUCUUCCUGGUCUACCUGGAGACAAAGGACACAGAGGUGACACUGGACCACUGGGCCCACCAGGAUCUCAAGGAGAAGACGGAGAAAGGGGAGACGAUGGAGACGUUGGACCCAGRGGUCUUCCAGGUGAACCCGGACCACGAGGUUUGCUUGGGCCUAAAGGUCCUCCUGGGAUUUCUGGACCUCCUGGUGUACGAGGAAAUGAUGGACCUCAUGGUCCCAAAGGAAACUUGGGUCCCCAAGGUGAGCCAGGACCUCCUGGUCAGCAGGGAACCCCAGGAACUCAGGGAAUGCCAGGACCUCAGGGGGCUGCAGGACCCCCAGGAGAGAAAGGUCCUACUGGAAAACCAGGUUUGCCAGGGAUGCCUGGAGCUGAUGGUCCUCCUGGUCACCCAGGAAARGAGGGACCUUCUGGCACAAAAGGAAACCAGGGUCCUAAUGGUCCUCAGGGAGCUAUUGGUUAUCCUGGCCCUCGUGGCAUCAAGGGAGCUCAAGGAAUCCGUGGUCUGAAAGGUCACAAAGGAGAGAAGGGAGAAGAUGGUUUCCCAGGAAUUAAGGGAGAUUUUGGCGUCAAGGGAGAAAGGGGUGAGAUUGGAGUUCCAGGGCCCAGAGGAGAGGAUGGUCCAGAAGGGCCAAAGGGUCGAGUUGGACCCCCUGGUGAGCUUGGACCACUUGGACUUGCUGGGGAGAAGGGUAAACUUGGUGUUCCUGGACUUCCUGGAUAUCCUGGAAGACAAGGACCCAAGGGAUCKCUGGGAUUCCCUGGAUUCCCUGGUUCUAAUGGAGAGAAGGGAACAAGGGGCGUUUCUGGAAAACAAGGACCAAGAGGACAAAGAGGACCAACGGGCCCCAGAGGACAGAGGGGACCAAGAGGAGCAACUGGGAAACCAGGAGCAAAGGGAACAUCAGGAAGUGAUGGCCCUCCAGGUCCUCUUGGAGAGAGGGGAUUACCAGGACCUCAGGGAGCCAAUGGUUUCCCUGGACCAAAGGGACCUCCUGGACCACCAGGAAAGGAUGGACUGCCUGGACAUCCUGGACAGAGAGGAGAAGUUGGUUUCCAAGGUAAAAUGGGUCCACCUGGGCCUCCUGGAGUUGUUGGACCACAGGGUCCAUCAGGAGAAACAGGUCCUAUGGGCGAGCGUGGCCACCCCGGACCCCCUGGUCCACCAGGAGAGCAGGGACUUCCUGGUCCCUCRGGGAAAGAGGGCACAAAGGGAGAUCCCGGACCUACAGGAGGCCCUGGGAAAGAUGGCCCCCCUGGUCUGAGAGGGUUCCCUGGAGAGAGAGGACUUCCUGGAACCCCUGGUGGUGGAGGACUGAAGGGAAGUGAAGGACCUGCUGGACCUCCUGGACCUGCUGGUUCUCCUGGUGAGAGGGGAACUGCAGGAACUGCUGGACCUGUGGGUCCUCCUGGUAGACCAGGUCCUCAGGGUCCACCUGGACCGGCUGGAGAGAAGGGAGUUCCUGGUGAAAAAGGCCCCAUUGGUCCAGCCGGUCGAGAUGGGGUUCARGGUCCAGUGGGUCUGCCUGGCCCUGCUGGAACACCUGGAGGACCUGGAGAGGAUGGAGAUAAGGGUGAAGUUGGAGAACACGGUCAGAAAGGCGCCAAAGGAGGAAAAGGAGAACAUGGUCCUCCUGGUCCACCUGGUCCAAUGGGUCCUGUUGGUCAGCCUGGUCCUGCUGGAGCUGACGGGGAGCUUGGACCGAGGGGGCAGCAGGGGCCUUUUGGAGCCAAAGGUGAUGAAGGAACUCGAGGAUUCCCAGGUGCUCCAGGACCCAUCGGACUUCAGGGUCUGCCGGGACCUUCAGGUGAGAAAGGAGAGACAGGAGAUGUUGGACCAAUGGGUCCUCCAGGCCCUCCAGGACCCCGUGGUCCUGCUGGACCCAAYGGAGCUGACGGUCCACAAGGUGGUCCUGGUGGUAUAGGUAAUCCUGGACCGAUUGGAGAAAAGGGAGAACCUGGUGAAGCUGGACCACCUGGCAUCGGAGGAGAACCUGGAAAGAAGGGUCCUCGAGGAGAGCGUGGAGAGAAGGGAGAGGCGGGACAACCUGGAACUGCUGGGACUGCAGGAGGACGAGGACGACCUGGAGACGACGGACCCAAAGGAAACCCUGGUCCUGUUGGGUUCCCUGGAGAUCCUGGUCCUGCUGGUGAGGUCGGACCCAGAGGUCAAGAUGGAGCAAAGGGAGAGAGAGGAGAGGAUGGUGAACCAGGAGAGUCUGGCUCCCCAGGACCUCCUGGAGAGAACGGCCCACCUGGCCCACCAGGAAAGCGAGGUCCUGCUGGAACAAGAGGACCAGAGGGACGACAAGGAGAGAAGGGAACCAAAGGAGAUCCAGGUGCACUCGGGCCCCCAGGAAAGACCGGCCCCGUUGGUCCACAGGGUCAACCAGGAAAACCAGGAACAGAAGGUCUCAGAGGACUCCCAGGAUCAGUGGGGGAGCAAGGAGCUCCAGGACCUGCUGGACAAAAAGGACCACCUGGACCUAUGGGACCUCCUGGUUUGGCCGGUCUGCGUGGAGAACCUGGUGCAAAGGGUGAGAAGGGACACCAAGGUCUUCUCGGUCUGAUUGGACCUGCAGGAGAACAGGGAGAAAAGGGAGACCGGGGUCUGCCUGGGCCUCAUGGAUCCACCGGACCUAAGGGAGAGCCUGGAAUGGUGGGAGGAACCGGACCCAUCGGGCCUGCUGGUCCUCCAGGUCUUCCUGGUCCUCAAGGUAUUAAAGGUGCAAAGGGUGCGACUGGAGGAACUGGUCCAAAGGGAGAAAAGGGUACACAAGGACCUGCUGGACCUCCGGGCCCACCAGGUGAGGUCAUUCAGCCUCUGCCCAUCCAGAGGAGUCCSAAGUCCAAACGCUCCAUCGACGCCAGCCAGCUCCUCCCCGAGUUUGACCCCGACACGCCCGCCUCCGACACCGCCGGCGCCGAGUUCCUGACGGGCGGCGAAGGCAUGGAGGAGAUCUUCGGCUCUCUGAACUCGCUGCGACAGGAGAUCGAGACCAUGCGCUUCCCCCUGGGCACUCAGGACAGCCCCGCCCGCACCUGCCAGGACCUGCACCUGAGCCAGCCGGACCUUAAAGACGGAGAGUACUGGAUCGACCCGAACCAGGGCUGCUCCAGAGACUCCUUCAARGUCCUCUGUAACUUCACUAACGGAGAGACGUGUCUGUACCCCAGAAGAGGCAUCRACACGGUAAAGAUGAGCUCCUGGGACUCAGAGACUCCAGGAUCGUGGUUCAGUGAGUUCUCCUCUGGUAGUAAGUUCUCCUACGUGGACUCUAACGGUGAUCCUGUGGGCGUGGUCCAGCUGGGCUUCCUGCGCCUGCUGAGCGUCCAGGCCCGGCAGAACCUCACCUACCACUGCCACCGCUCGGUGGCCUGGGCCGACCGCAGCGCCAAGAACAAUCACGAGAGGGCGCUGCACUUCCGAGCCGCUAACGACGAGGAGCUGAGCUACGAGACCAACCCUUACAUCAAGGCUUUGACGGACGGCUGCUCUUACCGUAAAGGCUUCGACAGGACGGUGCUGGAGAUCAACUCGCCACAGGUGGAGCAUCUGCCUCUGCUGGACAUCAAGGUGUCAGACUUUGGGGAGAGCAACCAGCAGUUUGGGUUUGAAGUGGGACCUGUGUGUUUCCAGGGCUAAACACACACACACACACACACACACACACCAUCCAGAGAACACACACACCUAGAGACACACAUGAUAAACAUACAGGCUCAGUAAUUUGUAAAUUAACUUGUAAAUGAUGACACACACACAUACCAACACUGUGGGAAAGCAACAUCCUCCCAACAACUGCUGGACCUAAAGGUCAAGAGGAGAAAAAUGUAAAAACUUGUGAGGAGAACAUCGACUGGGAGCAACAAGGAGGAAACAGAAGAACUUUUUUUUAUUUUAGAAUAAAAUGAUGAUUUCAGGAGCAGGGACCCAGGCCCGGGUUUAAACCUGAAGACCCUCAUCUCCAACCCCCCCAUCUCCUCCGCUGACACCUUUCUCCACUCCUGCUCCCCCYCGUCUUAAAAUAAGAGUCACUCUGAACCUGUGAGCAACAUGAAGAACACUCCGGUUAUAAAUCUGUUCAGUUAUUUAUUUUGGCUCUUUGAUCAGAUCUGAAACUAAUUUUUCAUUCACCAAAUUUAAAUUAAAUCUUACAYGUCCACCGACCUGUCAAUCAUGUUGCUUACAUCACUUCAUGUCACAACAAAAUAAAUAAAAUACCACCAGUUUCCACCAGAACACAGAGGGAACGGACCACCUGACACCUGCAGGGUCUCUCAUCUAAUUAAUCUUUAAUAAAGUUCUUUUUUUUUCUGACUGUUUACUGUGAUUUAAACUCAAACUGAUAAUUAAAACGUUCGUGGUGCUUUUUAAACUCUCAACUCUGAAAGCUGCAAAAACUUUGGGAUUGUUUAUUUGUUAGAGUCAACAAAAGAUAAAGAUUAUUUUUCUUUUAAAUUAUAAUGAAAAACCUGAGUGGCCUCGAGACACCACUGCAGUAUUUACUGAAACUCCUUUUUUUUUUUUUUAAUAAAACAGACUUUACUGAAUGAAACUGUGUGGUAAGGUGCUAAUUAUAUAUAAAAAAUCUCCAUUUGUUUUUUAGUCUCUUUACAAUUUCACAAAGCUUUUUACUAGGGAAAUGUGCAUUACAAUACAUUUGUACAGAAAUAGUAAUAUUCUAUUGUAUUUAUUURAAACAAAGGGUGCUUUGAGAUUAAAAUAAGAACUUAGGUUUAUUUCCAGCCGACUCUGCGUUUUUAUUUGAUUGAAAUGUUGAAAGUGGCGGUCGGCUCCAGCUGUGAGGCUUCUGUUCACACCCUGACUUUUUGUACAACCAAAGAAUCUGUGGCCGUGUUUUCCUGUAAUAAUCCCUUGUUGUAGUUGUUUCCAUCAGCUGGAACUGUGCUGUUUAAAUUUCCACUGUAAUGAUUAAAUGGAGACUCUCCAGUUCCGUCA
Austrofundulus limnaeus is the source of this 7951-nucleotide messenger RNA. It is a transcript of the gene col11a2, whose product is annotated as collagen, type XI, alpha 2. Lineage: Eukaryota; Metazoa; Chordata; Actinopteri; Cyprinodontiformes; Rivulidae. The record is from RefSeq and is a predicted model, not a curated record. Gene Ontology annotation, molecular function: extracellular matrix structural constituent. Bases 380 to 6634 code for a protein of 2084 amino acids. The transcript has 65 exons.